Eriocheir sinensis (Chinese mitten crab) is the source of this 9168-nucleotide messenger RNA. RefSeq names its product homeobox protein HMX1-like. Lineage: Eukaryota; Metazoa; Arthropoda; Malacostraca; Decapoda; Varunidae. The coding region runs from base 328 to 1599 and encodes 423 amino acids. Gene Ontology annotation, biological process: regulation of transcription by RNA polymerase II; animal organ development. The transcript is spliced from 5 exons. The record is from RefSeq and is a predicted model, not a curated record. Gene Ontology annotation, cellular component: nucleus. Gene Ontology annotation, molecular function: DNA-binding transcription factor activity, RNA polymerase II-specific; RNA polymerase II cis-regulatory region sequence-specific DNA binding.
CCAAUAUGAACCCGGGCGGGGGAGGGCGGGGCCGGCGCCGCGGCGGCCAAUGGCGGCGCGGGGCGGGGUUUGGGCGGCGGCCAAUCAGCGCGCCCGGCAGGAAAAUGGCUCCUGAAAGAUGGAUUUGAUGCAUUCCGUGUUUGAGUUUGGCUUGUAGUGAAGGUAAAUCUUGUUAUGUCGGUUGUGAUUUUAAUGGUGUCCUAAGCGCGGCCGCAUGCCAAGAUGGGAGCGUGUCGCAGCCCCAAGAGGACAUUGGUAAUGGAGAAUACAGAUUAGACGGGUGUGAGCGGCGGCCACGGCGAGAGUGAGAGCGAGAGAGUAGCCAGGAUGACCGCCAUGUCGGCGGAGGAGCGCCAGCACGAGGACCUGUGCGGCGGCGGGGCGCUGAGUCGCGAGGCCUCGCCCGCCCCGGCGCGCCCCGCCCGGGCCGCCUCGCCGCUGGAUUUGAGCCGCGAGGAGGCCCUGCACGCCCACCACGCCCACGCCCGCCACGGCGACGCCCGCAGCCCCAAGGGCGGCCACGGGCGCCUCUCCUUCAGCAUCUCGUCGCUCCUGGAGUCUUCGGGGCGCGCGGCGGCGCUGCGGCACCGCCUUCUGGAGGAGGGAAGCGAGGAGGAGCGGGAGAGCGAGGGCUACGGCGGCGGGCGGGGUGAGAGGGACAGUGAGCGGGGCGAGAGGGACAGUGAGAGGGGCAGUGAGCGGGGGGAGCGGGAGGAGCGGGAUGGGGACGACCGCGAGAGGCUCAGCUGCGGCGGCAGCGAGCCGGAGGGCGAGGGCGACGACGACGAGGGCGAUGCGCGGCCCUUCCAGCCCUUCACCUACACACACAUGCCCUUCAUGGGCGCGGGGGGCCUGCUGCCGCCCUUCAACCUCGUGCCGCCCAUGAGCGCCGCCGCGGCCGCCGUCGCCGCGGGCCUGGGCUCACACGCGUCGCUGGCGCCCAUGGGCGGCCCCGGCAGCGUCAUCCGCGUGCCCGCACACCGCCCCUCUAUGGGUGGCGCCUCGCCGGGCGGCGCCCUGGGUAGCAUGCUGCCCCACAUGGGCGGCGCGCCCCUUCCCUGGCUGGCGGGACUCACACCCCUCGAACGGACGGCGGCCAUGGCGCACCACCUAUCGGCCCUGGCGCCCAUCACAGAUUGCUCGUCUAACUUUGAACGAUCGUGGUUUGGUCCGUUCGGGUUCCCCAGGCGGAUCGGGCACCCCUACCAGUCCAGGACUCCCCCCAAGAGGAAGAAACCCCGCACCUCCUUCACCAGAGUCCAGGUGAACGAGCUGGAGAAGCGGUUCAACAAGCAGAAGUACCUGGCGUCCAGCGAGAGGGCGCAGCUGGCCAAGCAACUCAAGAUGACGGACGCCCAGGUCAAGACGUGGUUUCAGAAUCGGAGGACGAAGUGGAGGAAAACUCACUCGUGUUUCUCCCCCAGGCGCCAGGAGGCAGAGGACCGCGAGCAGGAGCGCAAUGUUACCAACCGUCUCAUGCUGGGGAUCUCCGCCGAGGGGUCCGCCAAGCCGCUCUACCCCAGCUCCGACGACUCCUCCCUCACGCCUCUGCCCUCCGUACAGGUCCAGAACGCCAGCCCGACCCUCCCCGGCGUGUGAGGGGGGCGUGCAGGGGCGUGGGAGGGCGUGCAGGAGGGGGUGAAGGAGGGGUAGAGAGACACCCCCUUCGUGGAUGUUUGUAGAGUUUCAGCCUCCGUGUGUGAUUUGGUUUCCUCCUCCUCCUCCUCCUCCUCCUUCUCCUCCUCCUCCUCUUCCUCCUCCUCCUCUUCUCCUUUCCUUCCUCACUCUCCUCAAUUCCUACUUCACCCUCGCUGCGGAUGGAAGGAAGUGAAGAUAGGAAGGAGGAGGAAGAAGGAGGAGGAAGAAGGGGAGGAAAUGACGAGGAAAGAAGAAGGAAGAGAAGAAGAAACAGGAGGAGCAAGCGGUGUAGGAGGUUCACGCGGCUUCUCCAGAAUGAAUACACACCUGAAGGACACCUGGCGAAGGAUACCAGAGUCCUAGGAAGGAUUAAGGAAGGAAGGAGGCAAGAGUCGCAUCCUUCACCCAGUACGGCCGCUCGUAAGUCUUAGGUGAGACUCCCCUCAGAGAGUAAUGCCGCAUAGAAAACGAGACACGGGUGCUGACUGGAAAACGGCGCUCAGCAGAAGAGUGGCGUGAUGGCAGGUGUGUGUAGGUGUGUGUGAACAGGUGUGUGUGAAGGUGUGUGUAGCGUUGUGAAGAAUGAGUGAAGUAAAAAAGAAAGAAAGAAAAGGUGAAGAAGAGAGAAAACGAAGAGGAGAAGAGAUGAAAAGUGACAAUAGAAGUUAAACAAAUGACAGCGGAAGAAAAUAAAUAAUAAGCAAGAUUGAAGUUGUGAACAGAAGUAAAAUAGAAAAGUAAGAGAAGUGAAGAUAAAUUGAAAACAAAAAUCGUCUCUCAGUGCAGAAGAGACGAAGAAAAUGGGAAAAAAAAGAAAACAAAAGACAGUAGUAGAAAAAAAAUAAACGGGUGAGACUAAACAGAAAACAAUAGAUAGGUUAAAAAUAGACAGCUAGUGAAGACAGUUAACUAAAUAGAAACCCAGAGAAGUGAAGUCAAUUUAGCGACAUUAAAUAAAAAAAAAAGAAGCAAGAAACAGGUGCGGCGGAACGGACAAUAAGUGAUAGGAGUCCCCCACUUGGCUGCCGCUAUAGACGACGCAAAGAUACAAAUCCUUCUCAGUUCCCGUGUGUGUAGUCGAAACCUUUAAUACCGUAACGACACUCGCCACACUCCGACUUUCGCUCGUCUUUGUACUCCCUUAACGACUCAUAGUAACUCUCCUUUACUUUCCAGCAUUAAACUAGACGUGUAAAUCCGGUGGUCAGGCUGCUGUAAGAGGUUCCAGUCCUCCGUAUAGGGUGUUGAAGGCGUCCCCCAGUGUACAUAUACAGUAUUGAACCCUAUAAGUGACUCCCCCCUCCCUCCCUCCCUCCCCCCCACCUCCUUACACACACGCAUUUACACUUGUUUAUGGACACGCAACAUCAGGUGUGAGUUUGAAGUGAGUUAAUUGCACGAGAAAGUUGAAGAGGUACUUUUUUCUUAGCAAUGUUUUAUUUUUAGUGUUUAAGUUAGUGGGAUUUAAUUGUUCUGUAGAUGUCGUUAUUUAUUUAUUCAAGUUUAAAGAUCAAGUGAGUUAUCUUUUUAUUAUAAUUAAAAGUAUGAUUUCGUAACUAAAGCAAUACAUUCAAGCCUAUGAAAAACAUCCGAUCUGGCUUCAAUUAUGAAAAAAAAACAGAAAAUAAAAAAGUUAAAAGAUAAACAACAAAAAAACAAACAAAAUAACUCACACGUUCCUUUUUCAAUUGUUUACUUCACUGAUAGAAAGAAAAAGUUAACAUACUUCCUCGUUAUUAUUUCUUUUGUCACAUUUUGUUACCUGUCUUAUUAAUCACUGCAAGAUGUCACUAAUUAAGAGCCAGGUGUCACAGGUGAGCGGGCGCCUCUACAGGUGAGGAGGUACUGACAGAGGUGAAUGUUUAUAUAUCCGAAUUUUUAUCACAGGUGUCCUUAAAUAUUACUAACUUAGGUAUAUGUGUGUGUGUGUGUGUGUGUGUGUGUGUGUGUGUGUGUGUGUGUGUGUGUGUGUGUGUGUGUGUUUUGUUACUUGUAUUAUUCAUGUUUAAAUAAUGGAUAAGAGAGAGAGAGAGAGAGAGAGAGAGAGAGAGAGAGAGAGAGAGAGAGAGAGAGAGAGAGAGAGAGAGAGAGAGAGAGAGAGAGAGAGAGAGAGAGAGAGAGUAAGGAAAAUUAAAAGAAAAACGAAAGAAGGAAAAGUAUAAAGGGAAAAGAGAUAAAUUGGUAGAGAAACUGGUGCAAUGAAGGGAGAUAAGGAGAAGGAGAGGAAGAAGGAGGAGAAGGAGGAGGAGGAAGAGGGAAAACCAGAGGGGCGAGGUUUCAGAUAAGGAAGAAAAGAGAGUGGGAGGAGGAGGAAGAAUAAGAAGAGAAGAUAGGAACUUGAGGGAGAGAGAGAGAAGAAAGGUUUAGAUAAGAAGAAAGGGAGGAGGAGGAGGAGGAUGAGGAGGAGGAAGAGAGGGAGAUAGGAAAUAAACUGAGAAACAAACUGAUGGAAGAAGAGAAAAGAAUUAAAUAAGAAAAGGAAAAAAAAGACAAGUGGAAGAUAAGUAAGAAGAAGCAAAAUCAUAAAACAGGAGGAAGAAAGGAGGGAGGAGGAAGAAGAAAAUGAAGGAGAGAAGGGAGAAGAUGGAGGAGGAGGAAGAGGAGGAGGAGGAAGAAGCUCCAAACCAGAACGUAAAGUAUUCACACUAUCACAGCAAAGAGAGGGAAGGAAGGAGGGAAGGCAGACAAGGAGAGAAGAAGGAAGGAGGGAGGAAGGAAGAAAAAGUUAGCCUGCCUCUUCCCGCUUUGAGUAAUGUAUCGACAGGAAUCUCCUUUUGUGGUCUGGAGGAGGAGGAGGAGGAGGGAGAUGAUGUGUUAUGAUAAUUUAUAGAUACCUUCACGGAGAGUAAUAAUAGAGUCUAGCUGAUACAAAGACAACCACCUCCACCAUCACCACCUCCACCUCCACCACCACCACCCACCUCCUUCUUACCAACUCUCCCGUCCCCUCCAACACCACCAUCAUCUCCAAAUAUUUUUCUCCCGCCCUCUCCAUCACCACCACCACCACCAAGAACACCACCACAAGUACCGGAGUCACAGUUAUCACCACCACCACCACCACCACCACCACCAGUACACUACCACAAUCACCACCAACAACACUAAAAAUAACAAUGACACCACCACCAACAACAACAACAACAACGCAGCACCUUCCAAUGACACCCAAUCACAACACAACACAACACUAUCUCUCUCUCCAUCCCCUCCUCCCUCCUCUCCUCUCCCCCCACCGAACCCACCCUCCCGCCUCCACCUUCACCUGUCCAUAUCCACCUGCCAGUGUUGCCAAUCGUUCCCCGCGUCAGUUCAGUCACCUUGAGUCGGCUAAUUGAAGUGUUGCAGCGACGAUGACAACGCAACUUGACUCCUCUCCUUCAGCAGCAACACAGAGGUCAGGGUUAAAGGAGGAGGAGGGGGAGGAGAAGGAGGAGGAGUUGGAGGCAUGAAAAGUUUAAAGAAUGAAGGUAAAAGUAGAAUGAAUUAAAGAUAGUGGGUGAGCUGAGUGAUGUAGAAAGGAAGGAUAAUAAAGAGAGGGAAGAGUGUGGAUGAGAAGGAAUUAGGAAAGAAAGAAAAGAAUAAACGAGGAAUAGGAGAGAUGGAUGCAGGAAGAAAUAAGGAGAUGCGAGAAGAGAGGUGGUGGAGAGGAGAAAGAUAAGGAAGGUGAGGAAGAAAAAAAAAAGGAAGGAGAGUAAGUAAAAAGUGAGGGUGUGAAGAUGGAAGAAAAAAAGUGAAGAUAGGAAAUAAAAGAAAGAAAAAAAUAUAAACGGAAAAUGUCAGUAAAGUGAGUGUAUUUUUGUGUGUGUGUGUGUGUGUCUGUGUGUGUGUGUGUGUGUGUGUGUGUGUGUGUGUGUGUGUGUGUGUGUGUGUGUGUGUGUGUGACUGCGCAAAAGAUGAAGAUAAAUUACUAUGUUCUCUUCUGUGUACCGAUGAUAAACACACACACACACACACAAACCCCACCCCCAUACACGGAGGCAGGGAGGGAAGGAGGGAGGGAGGAAAGGGGAGGCAGGGGCAGGAGGGGAGAACGGAACAAGAGAUAGACAGGACUAGGACGUGUCAGGGAAGGGAGAGAAAAAAAUAAAUAGGAACAAGAAUAAGUCUGUUUCGGUUUUCCGGCGUCCGUAGCGAAUACAUAACACUAGACGACCCCGAUACUACUAAUGAUAAUGAUAGAUGUAAUAAUAAUGAUAAUGAUAGUGAGGAAAGGGUAACAGGACCUCCCCAGCCGUCAUAGUAUUCGUUCAAGCACGUGUUCGAAACCUUAUGAAACACCGUCGAUUCGUGAUGCAACUCGUUUCAUUCAUGUAUUUUUCCUUUUUUUUUUUUUCUUCUUUAGUUUCGUGAAAUUUCUGUAUCCAUACCAACAAUUUAAUGUAAGGGUAAAAAAAGCUUAAGUUACCUCUCCAUCCCCGAAAAAAAAAAGAUAAACACAACUUUCAUUUUUUUUCGUGAUAUUUCUGUGUAUAUAAAAACAAUAGUAUAAAGGGUGUAAAGAAUAUUAAGUUACCCCUUCCACCAUGAAAAUACACAUAUAAAUAAAUAAAUAAAUAAAUAAAUAAAUAAAUAAAUAUAGAUAAGAAAAUGCAAAUAAAAAACAAAGGUGUAACACAUUCAGAUUGUCUUUGUAACAUUCUUUUUGUAUCUAACGUUUGAAGGAAUAGUUUGUGUGAGUCCCUCCUUCUGAGCCCUAUUUGCCCCUACCCCCGAAAAUAUUGAGGUUCUAUUCCCCCAAAAACACCGACCCCCUUAAAGCAGGAAAGUGAGCCCUUUUUGCUACAGUUGAGUGCUUUGAGGAUUGAUGAAACACCUCUCCUCAGAAUUACCCCAUUAUGAAAGAAAAAACAAUCGAAACACUUCCUCUAAUCUAUCAGACAACACAAACCAUCACAAAAUUUAUCAGUCAACAGAACCCAUUAGAAGGUACAUAACUAUCAUACAACACAAGCGGUUACAACUUGUUUCAGGCAUUAUUAGCCAUUCCAAAAAAAUAUAUAUCAGACAAAAUAGGUCAUUACAAAAAAAAAAAAAAAAAAAAAAAAAUUACACAAGCCCAAAAAUUUAGAAUGAAAAUGACUUCGAACAGAACCCUCUUUAAAAUUUGAUCCUCUCAAAUAAACUAAACCUACGUCAAAGAAAAAUGAACCCCUCUCCUGAAAAUAAACCUCCAUCUCCUUCCCCCUCAAAUAAAAAUCUCCCAUCCAUAAAAAAAAUAGACCCAUAAGUGUUUUAGGUUCUUUAUAAAUGUGUACAUGUAUCCGUUUUCUAAUUUCCUUCACCAUCCUUUAUUAUUAUUAUUAUUAUUAUUAUUAUUAUUAUUAUUAUUAUUAUUAUUAUUAUUAUUAUUAUUAUUAUUAUUACUAUUAUUAUUGGUAUUGUUUACCUCAUUUACGUUUUUUUUUCUGCGAAGAUGAAACAAACAUCCCGAGCUCUGUAUUAUACUUUCCGCAGCUUCGCAAUACGUUUCUUCGUUGUCAUUGGCUGUUGUGUGUGUUAUCCAUCCCUGUCACGGUGUUAUGAUGUCCCUUCCGUCUCUCCGCGUCCUCUAGUUUCGUAUUAAUCUUCCUUUUGUAAUAAUCUUCAGUGUUUACUAAUUUCCCGUGUAUCAUCAUUACGAGAUUAGGGCGACAGGAAAAUGGAUCUCUGUCUUUCUUUUCGUUAUUCAGUUUCAAUUUGUCGUUUUUCAUUGAUAGGUUUAAUGUCCCGUUUUUAUUGGUAAUUUAUAUCCCUCGUUUUUCUUUGUGUAUGUAUUUUUUUCUAUGUGGGCUCAAAACGUAUUUUCUUUCUUUAAAUGAAAACUACUUAUUUAACAAAACAAAACAAUCGUCAGAAUCUUAAAACACUAUAUGUACAAUUAUCAUUUUUUCUUUUUUGCAUUGCCUACAAAUUUUCCUUCUCGCCAUGAUAAUUAUAUAUUUUUCAACAAGUGUUCCGAAUCCACGUCAACACAACAAUUUUCCUCAUUUCAUAACACCUAACAAACAUUAUUCUCCUUUAUGUUUUGCCUUGCGUCAUGACAAAGUUUUCUUCUCGCCAUUAUAAGUAUUUUUCAACCGUGUGUUCAGUCUCUUAUUACUCGUAACACAAACUUCCUCACUUUAAAACAACAAACAGUAUCAUUCUCCUUCAUCUAUAUUCUCCUUUUGCCUUGACUCAUGACUAAAUAUUCUUUCCACCAUCAUUAUUAUUUUUUUCACCAGCGUGCUCCGACUUCUCACUUUACAGGGCAAUCAUUUUAAUCACUCCAGAUCAUCGCGUCAUAGCUCUCCUCUUACUUUCCACGGGUCACGCCGUUAAGCUAUCGCGCUACGGCCGGCAAGACGCUGUAAACAUUGUGUAUUUGUUUUGUUUCUGUCUGUCCGUCACGGUGUGUGCGGACGAUAUUUCACGGACAUUAUGCGCGAUCUCUCUCUCUCUCUCUCUCUCUCUCUCGUUCUCCUCUUUUUUUUUUACUUUUUCCUCUCUUUUACGUUAUUUUUCUCCUCUUUUUCUCAUCUUUCUCCUGUUUAUCUUUAAUUUUAUCUUUUUUCUCUUUUUUUCACCUCUUUUACUUAAUUUUUUCCUUUUUUCUCAUAUUUCUCCUGUUUUUCUAUAUUUUUAUCUUUCUUCUCCUCUUUUUUCUUUCUGUUUUAUCCUAAUUAUGUGCAAAUACUCCUCUCAUUUAGCCCAGCGCGGUCCAUUACGCACUUUAUCUUGUUAAUGGCAGCAAGCAACAUUAUUUCCAUUAGCGGCACUAACGCCCCCAUUAUGUACUUGAGUUUCCUUUUAUCGUGUGCAAAUAAUAUUACUCUCAUUUUUUUUUUUAGUAGGUUACGGCAACGUGUGUGUAUUCAUUCCCUUGUUCUUUUCAUUAUUAUUAUCAUUAUUUUUGUUAUUAUUAUUGUGGUUGUUGUUUUGACUACUACUACUACUACUACUACUACUACUACUACUACCGCUACUACUACCACUACUACUACUACUACUACUACUACUACUACUGCUACUACUACUACUACUUCUACUACUACUACUACUACUACUCCUACUCCUACUACUAUUUUUACUACCACUACUACUACUACUAUUACAAACUAUCUAUCUAUAUCUAUCUUUCUACCAGUUUAUCAACCGAUCAAUCUAUCUACCACUAAUAAUCUAUCAUUCUGUCAAUCCAUUUUUCACCAUUGCCGUUGCUAUAUUAUAAUUGUUUUUAUUAUCAUUAUUAUCUCCAUUAUUAUUUUUAUUAUUAUACUUUCUCUCCUUUCUAACCACUGUCAAACUAUCUACCAAUCUGUCAAUCUCUUACUCUUUCCCAUACCAUUACAAUUACUAUUUAACAUUACUUUCGAUUUUUUUGUUUUUAUCGUUGUUAUCAUCCAUAUCUCCUCCGCCUCCUCCCCGUGUGCGCCCAGUCCUGUCUGUCCUCCGCGUCCCGCUUGCCGUGUGUUCCGAGACGUGUUAGCGUAGGAGCCCCUAGCUAGUAACAUCCUGGAGCCUGUACAUACUGGUCUUUGUAAUAAGGAAUAAACGGCGAAAAAGUAA